Trichomycterus rosablanca is the source of this 2611-nucleotide messenger RNA. RefSeq names its product myotubularin related protein 12 (gene mtmr12). Gene Ontology annotation, cellular component: membrane; cytoplasm. NCBI's taxonomy places the organism in Eukaryota, Metazoa, Chordata, Actinopteri, Siluriformes, Trichomycteridae. Gene Ontology annotation, molecular function: phosphatidylinositol-3-phosphate phosphatase activity. The coding region runs from base 26 to 2260 and encodes 744 amino acids. The record is from RefSeq and is a predicted model, not a curated record. The transcript has 16 exons. Gene Ontology annotation, biological process: phosphatidylinositol dephosphorylation.
UCAGUCUGGAAGCAGCAGCGCAGUAAUGUUGAGUCUCGGAAGCGGAGCCGCCAAACCGGCCAAACCUUCGUUCGUUUCUUAUGUUACACCCGAGGAAAUUAAAUCUGAGAAAGAACCACUGAAGAAAGAAAAGCAUCCAGACUUGUUACCAGGAGAGGUCGUGUUCUGCAGUGCGAACACCAUUCUCAAACACACUCACGAUGACGUCUCUCAGCGGGGGAUCUUCGGAACACUCCUCUGCACCAAUUUCCGGGUCUCGUUCGUCAGCGACGAGACGCCACAGGACGACACGAGUCAACACUUUAAGAAUAAGCUGUAUGGAGAAAAUGACGUUCCUCUAAUGUGUGUAGACAACAUCUACGGAGUUUACGAUGACAAGAAAAAGCUGAUCACUGGUGGCAUGCUGAAAAAUAAAAACCCCUCAAAAAUGAUCAUCCACUGUAAAGACCUGCGUGUUUUGCAGUUCGGUUUAACCUUCACCAAAGAAGAGGAUGCCAAGAAGAUCUUUCAGGGUAUUGCCCACCACUGCCUGGAACCGAAGUCUCUGAAAUGUGUCUUUGCUUUUUCCUUUCAUGUUACAACAGUUCCAGAGAUACAGACGACACAAAGGACCGUUAUGUUUGAUUCAGCAGCCGACUGGGAUCAAGAAUUGAAACGGACCAAAGGAAACUGUAAAAUAGUCACCAAAAAUAAGAAUUUUGAAAUCUCCACAAGGUUACCGAAGUGCUUUGUCAUCCCAGCUGCUGUUUCUGAGGAAGACUUGGAUAAAUUCCAAGGAAAAGGACUGCCUAUGUGGUGUUGGUCCCAUCAUAGUGGCUGUGCUUUGUUUAAAGCUUCCUCUCUGCCUGGAGCACAAGAAGACGGCUUGUUGCAGGCGUACACCGACAGAAUGCUUGAUGCAGUGGCGCACAACCACCUUUAUUCCGUGAGAACAGAGGAUCUUUCUGAAAUGCUUCCCACCAUUCAAGAUAUUCAGCAGUCAUACACAAAGUUUAAGCAGUUGUUUCUCAUCGAUAAUUCAACAGAAUUUUGGGAGUUGGAUGUAAAGUGGUUUUCCUCUCUUGAAAGCUCAGGGUGGCUCGACAUUAUCAGACAGUGUCUCCAAAAAGCAGUAGAAGUAGUAGAGUGCCUCGAGAAAGAGAACACCAACGUUCUCAUAAUGGAGGAGGAGGGAACAGACCUUUGCUGUGUUAUUUCCAGCCUGGUUCAGAUCAUGCUGGACCCUUACUACAGAACGCUGACGGGCUUCCAGGGCCUCGUGCAGAAAGAGUGGGUGGCCGGAUGUCACGCUUUCCUCGAUCGAUGUAAUCAUCUUCAUCAGAAGGAUAAGGAGAGCCAGUCGCCGAUCUUCCUGCUCUUUCUGGAGUGCGUUUGGCAGCUGGUUCAGCAGCACAGCGCAGCCUUUCAGUUCUCCGAGACCUAUCUGACCGUGCUGUCCGACAGCAUCCAUGUUCCUGUCUUCAGCACUUUUCUCUUCAACUCGGCCUAUCAGAGGGAGAGCGUACUCAAGGCUGAGUCACAGUAUUUACAAAGAGGCCCAUCGAAUUGCCCUGCAGUGUGGGACUGGUCGGUGCAGUUUAACUUCAAGGCCCAGCAGCUCUUUCUCAACCCUCUGUACAUCGUAAAGUUCAAGCUAGAGAAAGCUACACGCAGACUUCCUCGCUCUAAGCACCAGCGUCAGUUGUCCCUGCCCAGCUCGGCGUUCAAAACGCCACCCAAGAAAGGCUUCUUCAAAGACGAAACAGACAGCCUGAAGAAGCUGCUCCGCGUCAAGCGCCUCAGCCGCUGGAUGCAGUCUCCCGACUCCCCCACCGCAGGUCCCGCUAACGAAUUCUACGAGGCUUGGCUCCGCCGUCCGCCGGAUCCCCACGGCAUGCUCCUGCCCUGCCUCUCUGGGUCGGCCAUACGCCUGUGGAUGCAGCGCUGCCUGCGCUGGAUCCCCGACUGCCAGGUCGCGGGCGGGGACGCCCCGGCCAUCACGAGCAAGCUCUACGACCUUCUGCGCCAAGUGCAAGACCUCCAGAGCGAGCUAGACCGCCGAGGAAGCUCGCGAACGGAGCCCGAACAUCACAGGCUGCCGCCGCCAGCGUUGGCGUUGGCUCAGACGACGCUGCGACUGUCGUCUUCCUUUCCUUUCGCUACUAGGAGGAGCUGGUGCUUCAAGCCGGCCAUUCUCACAAACCUGCCGCGGAGUCGGCUCGCCAGUGACAAGCUAGCGAGUCAAGACGACGAGAGCGGAGAGUUGAUGAGCUUGGUUUAAGAGUCGAAUCGUCUCUAAUAGUAUCUGUGUGUGUAAAUAAUACCAAUAAUAUCAUUAUGACACAAAUGUAGUAUUAAUUCAUUCACAAUUAAUCCUAAAAAAGAACAAAAUAAACAUAAAAUCGUCAUUAUGAACGAUCUGGUCAGGUGUAUAUGCUCGGUCUGACCCCACCUUACCAAAAAUUAGAAAAGCAAAAGGAACUAAGAGGUUUUGUGUUUUCUCCCUGUGUCCAUGUGGACGUCCUUUAAAUACAAGUGCUCCUCCACUUGCGAUGGGGAUAUUGGAACGGAACCCCAUCAGAACUGAAAAUAUCGUAAAUUUAGGACAGCACCAUGGUAGCCUAACCUAAGC